AUGGCGGGGCUGUGGCUGCUCCGCGGCCCCGGCGUGCGGCUUCCGGGGGCCCGACUGUGGCGGCUGCUGCCUCGCGGGCUCGGGGUCUGGGCCCCGGCCGACGGCAGCGCCGGCGUCUGGCGGAGGCAAGUCUGCGCGUGGCGGGCCUCGGAGCUCGCUGGCCGCGGCCGGGGAAGGCGGCGCGUGAGCACGGCGAUGCCGCCCCCGCCGGGGUCGUCCGGCCCGGAGCCCAAGGGCCGCAGAGACCCCACGCGCCCCUCCAAGCCCGGGCCUGUUUCCUGGAAGUCUUUGGCAUUCACGUUUGCAAUUGGUGGAGCUUUACUGGCCGGAAUGAAGUACUUCAAGAAGGAAAAGACACGGAAGCUGGAGAAGGAGCGGCAGCGAAGCCUGGGAAAGCCUUUGCUCGGGGGCCCAUUUUCCCUCACCACGCACACUGGAGAGCCCAAAACGGACAGAGACUAUGUGGGUCAGUGGGUGUUGAUUUAUUUUGGUUUUACUCAUUGUCCUGAUGUCUGUCCAGAAGAACUAGAGAAAAUGAUUCAAGUCGUGGAUGAAAUAGAUAGUAUUCCAACUCUGCCAAAUUUAACUCCGCUUUUCAUCACUAUUGACCCAGAAAGGGACACAAAGGAAGCCAUCGCAAAUUAUGUGAAAGAAUUUUCUCCUAAACUGAUUGGGCUGACAGGCACCAAAGAGGAGAUUGAUCAAGUGGCCCGAGCAUACAGGGUGUACUACAGCCCUGGCCCCAAGGACGAGGAUGAGGACUACAUAGUGGAUCACACAAUAAUAAUGUACUUGAUUGGACCAGAUGGCCAGUUCCUAGAUUAUUUUGGCCAGAACAAGAAGAAUGCCGAAAUCGCUGGUUGCAUUGCCGCGCACAUGAGAGAGCACAGAAGGAAGAGCUAGCCAGCGUGGAGGCGGCAGCGGCAGGAUUCUCUUGCGGAAGAGGAAAAAGGCUUUAUCUCCCAUAGGAGCCAAAAUAUAUAGAGACACACACAUGUAUAUGCAACCUACAGAAUGGCCUUCAUACCACAAGAGCAUCUUUAUUUUGGGCGGGGCAGGUUACCCUUGGGUUCAGCCAAGAGAGUUCUUGGAACUGUAAAGAUUCCAACGACAUAGUCACCUGGGACCAGAGGACCAAGUUAACGUGAAGCCAGCAGAGUGGACCUCAGGAAAGCAGGGGGCCGGCAGGUGCAUUUCCCCACGUCAGCAGGGCCCUUAGGUCAGCGUUGCUGGUGUCCUGGACCCUCGUUGUCCAGCUUGUGGGGCUGAUUUUCCAGGAAGAGUGUAAUUUCCAUAGUGCCUUCACUUCCCUGCUUCGAGUUCUUGGGGGCUGCUAACAGUCAAAUCAGGCUCUUGGACGUUCAGUUAAUCUUUAGACUUGAAAACGCAUGUGUAUAUGGUCUUCAGUGUUUACAGAUGUCACGGUCAGGUUUUCAUUGUGUUCAUCAGCACCUGCUGAGUAUACUAAUGAAGAGGAAAUUUGGGGAAAAACCAAUAGAUCAGCUUCUGUAGGGAUCUUUUAUAUGAUUUUUCUUUAAAUAUGCCGGGUUUUCGCGACCUACCAAAUGGAUGGAAGGGAAUGUGGAUCAUGACUGUGACACAGGGCACUUCUCUGCCUAGAAGGGUGGCAGUGGGUGUGAAAUAAAGGUGUGUUCAGUUUUGCAA
Molecule: messenger RNA, 1665 nt
Organism: Nyctereutes procyonoides (raccoon dog)
Lineage: Eukaryota; Metazoa; Chordata; Mammalia; Carnivora; Canidae
Gene: SCO1
Product: protein SCO1 homolog, mitochondrial
Exons: 6
Coding region: 1-903 (300 amino acids)
Biological process (GO): mitochondrial respiratory chain complex IV assembly
Source: RefSeq, a predicted model, not a curated record